Messenger RNA from Prunus armeniaca (apricot), 297 nucleotides. The record is from the annotation of a GenBank genome assembly. Lineage: Eukaryota; Viridiplantae; Streptophyta; Magnoliopsida; Rosales; Rosaceae.
AUGAAAGGAGGGCAGUUGGAGGAGGAAUGGUGCAUAGCCGAUGAGCAGACCCCAGACGAGGAGCUGCAAAUGGCGCUUAAUUGGGCUUGUCAAGUGGGAGGAGCAGACUGCAGUAAGAUCCAAGAAAACCAAGCAUGCUACUUGCCCAACACUCUACAGCACCACGCCUCUUACGCCUUCAACAAUUACUAUCAAAAGUUGAAGCAGCAAGGAGGGACUUGCUACUUCAAUGCUGCUGCUUUCGUCACUGCCCUUGAUCCAAGUCAUAAUUCGUGCAAGUUUGAGUACCUUCCUUGA